AUGAGUCACCUGCCAGCAGACAUGUGCGGUCACCAGGGCAUCCAGGGUUGUGUGUUCGACCUCAGGGUUGCCAGCACCUCAGAGUGGCCCUGGACGCCCUCAGGAUCGCCGGCUGCGGGCCAAUGUCAAGGAGUGCGCCAGGACGAAAUGCCACCGUGUGAGUGUCCUGUUGGGUGGAAGGGUCCCAGGUGUGAGGAGGCGAGUCACCUGUGUCCAGGGGGCAGUGGAUGGUGUGCCCCAGGGGCGCUAUGUGUGGGUGGGGAGCCGCCCACACCUCGACCCAUCUGUCUGUGCCAGCUGGGAAGGACGGGAUCCCGCUGCGAGGAAGCCAUUAACAUCACAGACCCGUGGUUCUCGGGUCACGGUUCCUACCUGAGUGUCAGGGUGAACAACCUGAGGCGAGAGUCGGAGUUGGUCAUGUCUUUCAAGCCUUCACGUCUUGAUGGUGUGUUGCUGGUGGCACUUCCCAGGAGGCCCCCUGGAGACUUCAUGGCCCUGGCACUCAUCAAUGGCACCCUGCAGUUUACCUACCAUCUAGGGUGGCGUGCACCAGGGCUGGUGGUGGUGCGCUCUGAGGGCGUGGCCAGGCUGGAGGAGUGGCAGACGGUGCAGGUGUGGAGGAGAGGCGGAGACGGGGCACUCACCUUCAAGGGAGCCACUAGCAGGGCCACUUCCCUGGCACCCACCACACUCCUUGACGUCCACACCGAGCUCUUCCUGGGAGGAGUGCCAGACUCGCAGGUAGUGCCACCAGCAGUGGCACCACCAGACAGCCGUGUUCCCUACCGUGGCUGUCUUAGACAGGUCAGUCCUCACCUCUCACUCCUCACUCUUUCCUCACCACUGUCACUCUCUCAGUCUCACCCCUUUACUUAUUCUUACCUCUUCCCCUCACUCUCACACUUCCCCUCACUCUCACACUUCCCCUCACUCUCACACUUCCCCUCACUCUCACACUUCCCCU
This is a messenger RNA of Cherax quadricarinatus, 964 nucleotides long. NCBI's taxonomy places the organism in Eukaryota, Metazoa, Arthropoda, Malacostraca, Decapoda, Parastacidae. The record is from RefSeq and is a predicted model, not a curated record.